This is a messenger RNA of Ooceraea biroi (clonal raider ant), 2462 nucleotides long. RefSeq names its product solute carrier family 7 member genderblind (gene gb). Lineage: Eukaryota; Metazoa; Arthropoda; Insecta; Hymenoptera; Formicidae. The record is from RefSeq and is a predicted model, not a curated record. Gene Ontology annotation, cellular component: membrane. Gene Ontology annotation, biological process: amino acid transmembrane transport. Gene Ontology annotation, molecular function: L-amino acid transmembrane transporter activity.
GAACCUUUUUCAUGCAAUGGCCGUUUGGUCGCGAUCGGUCGACACGUGUUUCGCAAGAAUAUAACCUAACAUGGAAUGCGAAAUAAAUCCGGUUCAUUAAUGCAAUAACGUGAAAGGUCAACUGAUUUAACACGAUAAAUUGCGAAUGCAGUGAAACCAAAGCAAGGAAAAGCAUUACAAAGAACGAACAUAGCAUUCGGAACAACAGCAGAUAAUGCAGCUGCUGUAUGUGAGCGAAGGAUACUGCCCGCACCAAAUUUAUAUGAAUCAUCUUCUAUGACGAUCUUCGUCUAUUGAUACACAUUUAGUAAAAUUAAUUAGGACACUUUAAAUUAAUUUAUUACCUAUUUCGGUCAAGAAGGAUUUUCGUAUCCUCUGUGAAGGUACUGUACUUAUAAAAAUGGUGAACGAAGUGUUUGACCAGUCUCCCAGGGAGAUACACCUUCUAAACUCAGAUGAUGAGGCGUCUAUUCAGUCACCCUCUAAGAAUUCAUUGGACCUUAAGAACAAGGUGCAGAUGAAGAAGCAGUUGGGGCUUUUGGAAGGAGUAGCUAUUAUAUUGGGAAUUAUAUUUGGCUCGGGUAUUUUUACCACGCCAAAGGGUGUGAUACAAGAGGUAAGCAGUGUAGGAUUGUCGCUGAUCAUAUGGGUGCUGUGUGGCCUGCUCUCCAUGAUAGGUGCGCUGUGUUACGCGGAAUUGGGAACUAGCAUACCUCGCAGUGGAGGUGACUACGCUUACAUUCACGAGGCUUUCGGCGCGUUGCCUGCAUUCUUGUACUUAUGGGCCGCUAACUUAAUUUUCGUACCUACAACAAACGCUAUCAUGGGGCUGACCUUUGCUCAGUACGUUCUACAACCUUUCUUUCCCAACUGCACUAUUCCGGAUGGCAGCGUGCGACUAAUCGCGGCAUUGAGCAUAUGUUUGCUGACGUUUCUCAAUUGCUACGACGUGAAAGAGACUUCUAAGAUACAGAAUGUAUUUAUGUUCGCUAAAGUUGGAGCGUUGGUGAUCAUUAUCAUAGCUGGUUUAGUCUGGCUGGCUAUGGGGCACACGGAAAACUUCGUAGACUCUUUCAAAAACACGACUACCAAUCCUGGCAAGAUCGCAGUAGCCUUCUACUCCGGCAUAUUUUCUUACUCCGGAUGGAAUUACUUGAAUUUUAUGACGGAGGAACUGAAAAAUCCUUAUGUGAAUCUUCCACGCGCGAUCUACAUAUCACUGCCAUUGGUGACGUUGAUCUACGUUAUGGCGAACGUGGCAUAUCUCGCGGUGCUAACGCCAACCGCUAUGAUCGCUUCUGACGCUAUAGCCGUGACUUUUGGCAAUCAGCUUCUUGGAUACUUGGCUUGGACGAUACCCUUGAUGGUAGCUGUGUCCGCUCUUGGAGGACUGAGCGUUCAUAUCAUGACUUCAUCAAGAAUGUGCUUCGUCGGUGCAAGGAAUGGUCAUUUCCCCUCGAUGCUGAGCCACAUUAACAUGUCCAGACUCACGCCUACGCCUGCCUUGGUAUUUCUGUGUAUUCUGUCCCUCGUGAUGUUGUGCACAACCGAUAUAUUCGUACUGAUCACGUACUGUAGUAUAGUAGAAUCAUUUUUCAUCAUGGUCUCUGUGGGUGGGAUGUUGAUGCUACGCUUUAAGAGGCCUAACAUGGAACGGCCGAUCAAGGUACCGCUCUGGAUUCCUAUCGUAUUCGUGUCAUUGUGCGCUUUUCUGGUUGUCGUACCGUGCUUCAGCAGGCCCUUCGAGGUCAUCAUGGGUCUUUUGAUCACUGCUUCCGGCAUCCCCGCGUACCUGUUGGGCAUCGCUUGGAAAAACAAGCCGCUGUGGUACCAGAAGAUCAACAUCAAAGUUACUCUCACCGUACAAAAAUUGUUCCUGUCGGCGAGGGAAGAACGUGAACUCGAUGACUAAAUGAGUACGGCGAGGUCAGGGAAUUUGGCCGAAAUGAGGCUAAGAAUCUGCUCAGAUGAUGUGGAAGAAUUGUGAAGAACGAAAAGAAUUGUACGAUACGCAAAUUUGGAAAAUCGAGUUCAGGAUUGAAUUAAAAAUCAUAUCAAGAGUCGGAAAGAGCGAAAACUUUAAGAUUCGAAAAAAUUGGAGAAGAAAGUGAUUAUACUUAAGAAUUUCAGAGCGAGACUGAUUCUCUAAAAUAUGUAAGAGCGUAUUAUAAAAAUGAUCUUAUUAUAUAUUACGUAUUACGAAUAGGAUAGAUCUGAGAAUUGCAUUUUAUUAUUCUCGAUAUUGAGCCAAAUGAGCGCUUUUGUGUGUUAGUAUUAUUGAUAUUACCAUUAUUUGAUUGUUUGUACUGAUUUAUAUUAUUAUUGUAUAUAUUGCAAGAUUUUCUUGAAGUGCUGUGUGAUACAUUUCUGAAAGAAAGUAAGUAGCCGAGAAUUUCAGAAAUUGUAUUUUGAUAUAAAAUUAUAUGUUACAAAAUAUAAGACAAAAAAAGACAGAAAAAAAA